Messenger RNA from Magallana angulata, 2352 nucleotides. RefSeq names its product alpha-protein kinase vwkA-like. The coding region runs from base 398 to 1354 and encodes 318 amino acids. The transcript has 3 exons. The record is from RefSeq and is a predicted model, not a curated record. Gene Ontology annotation, molecular function: ATP binding; protein serine/threonine kinase activity. Lineage: Eukaryota; Metazoa; Mollusca; Bivalvia; Ostreida; Ostreidae. Gene Ontology annotation, biological process: protein phosphorylation.
GAGGUCUUUAUGUUUAUCAUGUGUUGACAUCAAAGUCUGCUUUGCCCUCUCUUAAAUGUACUUAUUUAAUGUUUCCAAAGAGCGAGAAAGAAAGGGCGAAAAGGAAAAAAUAACCAUGAGCUUUCAAAUUUAUUUCGUCGCUCGGUGCUUGAAGAAGAUCACGGCUAAGUCUUCCAUUUCGAGGCUCUGAACUCCAUUGAAAUUAACACUUUGUUCUGCUAUCCCCGAGGAAAUACACAACUUUAGACGUUUGGACUACAUAUGCAUAUUUUAUGCUAUGAUAAUCAUAUUAACAGGAACCAAGGUCCAUUGCAAACUCUGCAAGCAAUAAGAUUCAGCGGCCAGGCACGCCUGAAUUAUGUAAAGAGGUUGUCUCAGCGGCAACACGCGAACGAAAAUGGGCCAGCAGAUUAGCGUGGAAACCCUUUGUGGACAAGAUGAGGAUUUUGGAGGGCGAUACUGGUGCAGUUUUGAACCAUACCCAUAUCGGGUUGGUCCUCGGAAGCUUUCAUAUAUGGGCAUUCUUAACGGUGAGGGACCACGGAGAGGGGACAGGUGCCUAGUGAAGGCAUUCCGACAGGGCUGUGCCAUGAAGGAGGAUUGGAACCACGAAGUUGAACGAGCCAAAAUGGCCAAAUCUUUAGCGGUGGAGUUCAACAAAGAGAUGGCCGAAAUUGGUCAGCGAGUGAAUCUGUUGUUCCAUACGCCGAUGCUGGUUGAAAUCGACGAAGUGUCCUCUUAUAUGUGCAUUGCGUUGCUGCUGGGAAAGCCAAGGAAGAAAAUCCGGGAGCUCGAGUACGUGUCAGUUGAACCAUACCUUCAAGGCAAAUUCCAAAACUUUAAUAGUUCUAAGACAAAAAUGUUCGAUUCCAUGGUCAUGAAUGCGUUUUCUCACUACACAUGGUGCUGCACGCAAGGCGAGUGCGUAGUAACUGGAAUGAAAGGCGUGAAGCGGUUUGAGGACUAUCAUCUGACCACCCCAGUCAUUCACUCACGUGAAGGCGCAUACGGCCGCACGGACCUGGGACAAAUGGGGAUCGACAAUUUCUUCGCCAACCACCAGUGUAAUAACUUUUGCCGGGAUCUUCCCAGGCUGGACGAACUUGGCUGCUUUCCGAAAGACUGCGAUCUGGAUCUUGUUGCUUUCCAGCUGGAGAGCGCAGGUGGUAUUUUUACCAAAAAGAUGAAAUCGAACAUUCCUGUUAUUCCUAGAAUUGGCUCCACCGUGCAUUGCAAUAAACCUAGUCACUGUGUUUGCGAGUUCUUCCGCCUACCUUGCCCGCACAGAAUUGAACACACGUCAGGUCUAAUCUACGCCAUUAACCGCUCGUUUGUACAAGAAAAAAUAAGAUGAAUUUUGGAAAAAAAAAUCUUGCACGUACCAUUUGAAAAAAUAAUACAAUUUUACAUUGAUUAUUACGCAUAUCAUAUACUAUAGCAUUAUACGGAUACCUUAAGGUGCUGUAACAGAUUAAUCUUUGGAAUCUUUCCAAUGCCAGUUACUUAAAAAUGUAUACAAAACUCAUUAUAUACCGCUAUAUUAUUACUACUUAUAAUCAUGGAUUAUUCCGCUUUUGCUUUGCUGAGUGUGCGCAAAGCCAUUUUUGCACAAUGUCGCUGAUUAUUAUGAUUUUUAAAAUAGUCGAUUCUUGAUUUUAACCAAUGUUGGGUCGUUUUUCAAUGCAUUAUCCUAGUUUUAGAAAUUCCGUCCUUUUUUGAGUGAUGAUUGUUUUGUUGUUGUCGUUUUUGAUUUUUUUUCCGUCGUUUUUUUUUUAAAUUGCGCAUACUCGUAGUGACCAGUAGCUGUUUUUGAACACGGGGAAAUAAAAUGGUAUGGUUGAUUUGCUCUAAAGUUUUUUUUUUAUUAUACUUUUAACUUGAUUGAAAUCCACAUACAGAAAUGGCAUCGGUUAUAUGUGAUAUUAAUUUACUAGUAACUAGAAAGCUGGUCUUUCAGAAAAUAAUGUGAUGUUAUUUUGGGUGUUUUUUUUUCAACGUGAUAUUAUUUGAUGUGGUUUAUCUAUACGCCGACAUCUUUGUUUUGCGUUGCGCUCCACGCAAAAGAAUUUCAGGAUAUUAUUCAAUGUUGUUUAUUGAAUUGGAUUGUUAUAUACAUGUACUUUGUUUUGAUAACGAAGAUAACAAUUGUUUUAUACCUGCAUAAAAUGUGUGCUUUAAUUGGUUAAUUAAAACUGUUAUUUAAUGAACUGAUAAAUAGAUACAAAUGGACAUCAUAAAUGACUUGUCACAAGAAGUUAUAGCCAGUGGUUAGAUAUACAUCAGUUCAUACAAUGUAUCUCUGUAAUAUUGAUACAAAUAUUGUGAAAAAAAAAUACAGACAAUUCCAUUUAC